GUUUAUAAAGCUAGGCUUCGACAUAAUGGGCAAGUUGUUGCUGUCAAAGUUCAAAGGCCUGGAGUUCAGGCUGCUAUAUCCUUGGAUAUCUUGAUCUUGCGCUAUUUAGCAGCUGUAUUUCGCAAAGUUGCCAAAUUAAAUACCGAUCUUCAGGCGGUUGUUGAUGAAUGGGCAACAAGUCUUUUCAAAGAGAUGGAUUACAGGAGAGAAGCAAAAAAUGGUCGUAAAUUCAGACAGUUGUAUGGAAGUUUGCCAGAUGUGUUGGUUCCUCAAAUGCUCAUGGAGCACACAACUCGUAGGGUCCUUACUAUGGAAUGGGUCAAGGGCCAAAAGUUAACAGAAGUGAACGAUCUUUACUUGGUGGAGGUUGGGGUUUAUUGCUCAUUCAAUCAACUUCUUGAAUAUGGAUUCUAUCAUGCAGAUCCCCAUCCCGGGAAUCUUCUUCGUACCUCUGAUGGAAAACUGGCUUACUUAGAUUUCGGUAUGAUGGGUGAAUUUAAACAGGAGCUUCGUGAUGGAUUUAUUGAAGCUUGUCUCCAUCUUGUAAACCGUGAUUUUGAUGCAUUAGCCAAGGAUUUUGUCACACUGGGGCUUCUUCCACCCACAGCAGAUAAACAGGCGGUCACACAAGCAUUAACAGCUAUCUUCCAAAAUGCUGUUUCGAAAGGUGUCAGAAGUAUUAGCUUUGGAGACCUUUUGGGAAACUUGGGAACGACAAUGUAUAAGUUCAAAUUUCGCAUACCUUCAUAUUUUUCUCUCGUCAUUCGGAGCCUUGCAGUACUGGAGGGAAUUGCUGUCAGCUUUAACCCAAAUUACAAAGUUUUAGGCAGUACAUAUCCAUGGAUUGCUAGAAAAGUACUAACUGACAAUUCGCCCAAGCUCAAGUCCUCCCUGUUAUCCCUGCUUUAUAAAGAAGGUAUUUUCAGGAUCGAUCGUUUGGAGUCUCUGGUUAUAGAGUCGCUUCGUGCUAGAACAGAGAAGUCCUCGGUCAGAAAAGAUGUAGAGGACCAGGGUAAUAGGAUAGUUGUCAAGGAAGUUCUUUCCUUUGCACUGUCUGAGAAAGGCUCCUUUCUGAGAGAUUUACUUCUCCAAGAAAUAGCUAAGGGUUUGGAUGCAUUGGGUUUAGCAGCAUUGGAUUCUAUAACUUCUAUGACUGCUGCAAGGAUACCCUUCGGCUCUUCAACUUCUGUCUCUGUGAUGACCAAUGAAGAUGUGAACAACUUGAGAACAUUGGGUCGCCUUAUACUCUUGCUGUCAGGAUCUCAAGAAAAUCUUUCCAACCAGGUAACUUUGCAGGGAGCUAGUAAGAAUCAGAUAACGGGUUUGGAUGAAGCAUCUAUACGGGAAAUUUUAUCUAUACUUUCCGUUAUUCCUGAGCUCCCACCGGAAUCGCAGCAGCAAAUGCUUAACCUGCCCGCUGAGGUCGCUAGACGUUUAAUUUCCCGUGUUGCUGCAAGAACCAUUAGGAGGAUGUGGAGUUUUGGGUAGCUGUCUGAAUUUUUUUAUUUUUAUUUUUGAAAAGAGUAGCUGUCUGUAUAAAGAUAUAUGAUUGUUAGACUAUGAAACAUAGGUCAUUUGAUCUAAAAGCAUUAAAAAUUUGUCUGCAUAGUCUAUUUUAUUAAUUAUUUGACAAUAAUGAUAUGUAUACAUGAUUUUAGGACUU
Momordica charantia (bitter melon) is the source of this 1663-nucleotide messenger RNA. Lineage: Eukaryota; Viridiplantae; Streptophyta; Magnoliopsida; Cucurbitales; Cucurbitaceae. The record is from RefSeq and is a predicted model, not a curated record.